Molecule: messenger RNA, 882 nt
Organism: Drosophila montana
Lineage: Eukaryota; Metazoa; Arthropoda; Insecta; Diptera; Drosophilidae
Exons: 2
Coding region: 17-610 (197 amino acids)
Biological process (GO): mitochondrial respiratory chain complex I assembly; mitochondrial respiratory chain complex IV assembly
Cellular component (GO): mitochondrial inner membrane
Source: RefSeq, a predicted model, not a curated record
AGAUGCCAUUGCCAAAAUGCCCUCAAUGAAGCUGCGGCUGCCAUCGAACCGGACACUGGGCAACAUAUGUGUAUAUGGCGCCAUUGCGUCCAUUUCGGCUGUGAUGUUCAUGCGCUGGAAGCUGGAAGACCGCGUACGAUCGACAGAUUAUUACAAAUUGGCCCUUCAGACUCUGCGACAGCACAAGGGGGCUGUUGGAUUGUUGGGUGAACCUAUUAAAGAUUCGGGUUUCGACUUGUCCAAUGUGAAUAACACGUGUGACGCGGACAAGGCCCAAUUCGAAAUUUCAGUACGUGGCCCAAAGGAUAAAGGGACCGUUUUCUUCUGGGCGACAAAUAAUCGUGAAAGAGGCUGGCUCAUAGAUCGAUUGGAGCUGGAGGCUAAGCAGCAUCCCAACAAGAGAUUCUUGCUCAAAAAACCUGACGAAUAUGUCAAGCUCGAGAGUCAAAAUCAGGAGAUGCCAGAGAAUCAUCGUCAACAGAAGCCAACGGAAUUACCUGCCGGGGAGCCCCAUUACGAACAACAAACGUAUCCUCAACCGCAACCCCUUCAUCAGACAGAGGAGCCAACGCCGUAUGUCCAGACCGCAGAUGGAGGCCGUAUGCGAUAAACAACACUUGGAAUUUAUUUAAAUUUGUCUAUUCAAGCAUUCUUAAACUUGUAAUAAUACAAUUUUAGUAUACAAACAUUUAAAAAAAAACCAAGUCUUUUUUGUAAACAAAGAAACGGUUUUUGUCUUGUUUAUGAAGCGCUCUGUUAUUUUGAUAGCGCACAUUAUUUGUAGUUUUGUAAAUUAUCUUGCAAUUGCCAUCAUUAUGUGUUAAUAAGCUGUUGAAUUCAUUCAAUUAUUGUUCAUUUUAAUAAAAUUGUUAUAAAUUGUUA